AUGGCAACAGUACCUGAUGAUCAGAUAAUUGAUGAUAUCUUCAGCUCACUUCCGUUGUCACCGACUCCAAGUUUUAUCGACGCUUUUUCAGAAUUGAAUGAAAAUGAAGAAGGUCUUUAUAAAUUAUUGCCAAGCAAUCAAGAGCCUUUCUCAGGAUUGUCUGAUAGCAAUAAUGAAACGUUAUUUGGCUACUCUCCCCAAUCAAGUGCAAUUCUCUCCGGAGAACAAUCAUCUGAAACAGUCAUUCGUUCUGAUCGUAUUGAAAUUAUUGCUCAACCAUGUUUUACUUCUAAAUUGCGAACUCUUAAAGACAAUGAAAAAGACGGCCGACGACAUACACUCAAAACGAAAACAAAAAAUGUUCCUUUCUCUGGCCCAACAAUUCGUGUGCCUAAGAUUUACACUAGCCAUCCAGUAAACCAAUAUUAUAUUGGUAUUUCUCUUGUAACAGUUUUCCAUGAAAAAUCUAAUUGUCGGUAUAUACAUCCAUAUGUCUUGAGAGAUGUCGAUCAGACAGAUCGCAAUGAUCAAUACAAUAAUGCUGUAUGGUAUCCAAUCAAACAUGAUAAUCUAGAUGGUAUUCAUUGUUUUACAGAUUUACAUAUUGAUAAGAUCAUUGAAAACGAAUUGAAAAACUAUGGGCCUUUACGUCGAUUUUAUGGCGAUCAUUCAAAUCCUUGUAAUGAUAUUGUUUUAAAUCUAAGCUCUGGAAGACAAAUAGUUAAGGAAUAUAAUAUUAAAUCAAUGCAAUUAGCAUUCGUUAUUGCUAUAAAAAACAAUAUCAAUGAUACAUUUCCGAAAGAAAUUGUGUCUGAUUUAACAGCUUAUUCAGAAGAAAUGACGGAUACCAACGAAAAAGAGUCACUCGACGAGAAUAAUCCGACGGACUCAAUUAAAAAGUCGAUCUUCCCACCACCUGACUGUCGUAUGUACAAAUAUGCACCCCGAAAUGGUUCUACGCAAGGCAAUGAAGAAGUGCUAAUUUUUUAUACAAAGAAACUUGAAGAAAAUAAAUAUGGAAACAUACAAGUUAUGUUUGAAUCGGAUACAGAUGAUAUUCAUUGGCAACCACCAGCACUUGCCAUCGAUGUUGAAGUUAAAGGUCAAAUGGUAUCGUUUAAAACACCAUAUUUUCCAUUUCAAAUUGAUAAACUGGUGCCUGUCAAAAUAAUCUUACGGCAAAACGAAAGAAUAUUAGAACCUUUACGAUACUUUUAUGUUCCAUCUUUACAAUGUCAAACAUGUCAAGCAAAAAUGAUGAAAUAUCCAGAUCCACUUGUACCAACUAAUUCAAAUAAACGCACAAAAUUUAGUCGUUUGAUCGAUGGUGAUGACAGGGAAACUGAUGCUCUUGUCCCUAUUUGUGAAAGUAAAACUGACUUGCAACAAUCGAACUCGAUACUGGAAUCAAGUGCCACUCUAACUUCAUCGAAUUCAGCUUCUCCAUCGUCGAUCAACACUCCAGAAGCAAAUUAUAAUUAUAAUGAACAGCUUUUGAAUAAAAUUUCAGAUGCUACUCAAUCGUUGUUUAUCAAUAAUGAUUUCAAAUCUAUUUUACGCAUAUGUCGACCAUUCAUUCAAAAACGUCCAGAAUUACUUCAUAAUAGCAUUAGUAACAAUCAUUCCGAUCUGCUAACAAAAUUUAUUCCUAUUGCAUCCAUCGACUUGCUGAAAAAAACGAAUGAAUUCGGUGAAACAGUACUUUUACAUGCAAUACGUCUUAAUCGAAUCACUACUGUCAAGGAUAUAUUAAAAAGAGAGAACUCGGACGUACUUUUCGACGAUACUAAUGAUAGAGAUCAAAAUAUUUUUCAUAUUCUUGCUAUAAGCACAAAUUCACAGGAACUACUCGAUGUAAUCAUUGAUUAUCUAAUGAAAAAAUCAGUGAACAUCUCAGUGAAAUUUGAUCAUAUCGAUAAAGAUAAUCAUACACCAUUACAACUCGCCAUUUUGAACAAAAACAUUUCGAUAACAAGUUGUUUCUUAAAAUAUUUCAAUAAAACUCUAUGCAAAAUAAAUGAUAAUAGUGGCGAUAAUCUUAUUCAUUUUGCUGUGCGUUAUGGUGACUUAACAAUGAUUAAAUUAUUACUCGAUGAUAAAGAACUAAUUGAACAAGGAAAUCAAUCAAAUUUAACCAUGACACCACUUGAACUGGCUCGAUCUUUGAAACAUAAUGAUCUGGUAGAAUAUAUAAAUAAAAUUUAUUAUCAAUCUGAGGUCAAAGAAAAUGAGAGUGCGCAAAACGAUUAA
Molecule: messenger RNA, 2250 nt
Organism: Rotaria socialis
Lineage: Eukaryota; Metazoa; Rotifera; Eurotatoria; Philodinida; Philodinidae
Source: the annotation of a GenBank genome assembly